Messenger RNA from Fusarium keratoplasticum, 459 nucleotides. RefSeq lists its product as uncharacterized. NCBI's taxonomy places the organism in Eukaryota, Fungi, Ascomycota, Sordariomycetes, Hypocreales, Nectriaceae. The record is from RefSeq and is a predicted model, not a curated record. The transcript has 3 exons. The coding region runs from base 16 to 459 and encodes 147 amino acids.
ACUUUGACAGUCAAGAUGGAUGGUUCCUACAGCGUACAGUGUCCUCCGGACCAGUCGGUUCAUCCUGACAUUGUCGCGUUCCUUCAGUCCUUUUACAGCGUCUCAGAUACGCCAGGGGAAACCGAAAAGUAUGUCGACAUGUUUACAGAGGAUGCUACUUUUGUCCUCGCGUCCAAAAAGGCGGCCGGUCAUGCAGAAAUUACAACCUUGAGACAAGGGAUGUGGGAGGCAGUGGCUUCGCGUAAACAUCAGCUCUUCCAAAUCUUUCCUUUUGGCAAAGGUUCCGACGAAGUAAUGCUCUACGGCACGGUCGCCCUCCAACUCAAGAAUGGUGGCUCGGCCGAGAUUGACUGGGCAGCGAGGGCCGAGCUUGUGAGAUCGGCUGCCGGCGGAAACUAUCGGUUUAAAUACUACCAGGUUUAUCUCGACACGGGCGCGGCAGCGGCGUACAAGAAGUAA